AUGAUCCCUCUCGUCCUGCUGAUGGUGCUGGUACCUGGUGCUCAGCUCCAGGACGAGUGUGAGGGGAGCGCCUGUAACCCCAGGCUCGGUGACUUGAUGGUGGGCCGUGCCGCGCAGCUCUCAGCCUCCUCUACCUGCGGCGUGAAUGGACCCCAGAACUACUGCAUCAUCGGAUACUUGGAGGAGGAGCAGAAGUGUUUCAUCUGUGACUCCCGGUUGCCGUACAACCGCUACAGCAACCCGGACAGCCAUCAGAUCGAGAAUGUCAUCACAGCCUUUGACCCAGAGCGUAAGAUGAAGUGGUGGCAGUCUGAGAAUGGUGUUCAUAAGGUCAGCAUCCAGCUGAACCUGGAGACGCUGUUCCAGUUCAGCCAUUUAGUCCUCACCUUCAAGAGUUUCCGUCCGGCUGCCAUGCUGGUGGAGAGGUCUAAAGAUUUUGGACAGACUUGGAAGGUGUUUCGGUACUUUGCAGAGGACUGCAUGGCCCAUUUCCCCUGGGUGUCCACUCAGCAUGCCGACAGCGUGGACGAUGUCGUCUGUGACAGCAGAUACUCCGGGUCUGAUCCUUCCACUGAUGGAGAGGUGGUGCUGAAAGCUCUGGAUCCAAUCUUUGAAAUAGAAAACCCAUAUGCACCCCAUAUUCAAGAGCUGAUCACUCUGACCAACUUACGUAUCAACUUCACACGCCUCUUCACUCUGGGUGACACUUUGCUGAGUCGGAAGCGCAGAAACCCUGAGGAGAAGUACUACUACGCCCUCUAUGACAUGGUUGUUCGUGGCAGCUGCUUUUGCAACGGCCAUGCCAGCCAGUGUAUGCCUGUGGACAGCAGCAGGGGGGAUGCCUUCAAUGAACCAGGCAUGGUACAUGGUCGCUGUGUUUGCCAACACAACACAGUUGGUGAUAACUGUGAGAGAUGCCAGGACUUUCACAAUGACGCCCUCUGGAGGCCAGGGGGAGAAAAUGGAGCAAACAUCUGCAGGAGGUGUAACUGUCAUGGUCAUUCUGAGUCGUGCCACUUUGACAUCACCCGCUAUGAGGCCACCGGCGGGCUGAGUGGGGGAGUGUGUGACAACUGUCAACACAACCGUGUGGGUCCCCAGUGUGAGCAGUGCAGGCCCUACCUCUACCAGGACGCCCAGAGGUCCCUGGAAGAUCCAGAGGGAUGCAUCUCUUGCGACUGUGACCCCGCGGGAUCUCAGGCCAAUGGUUCGUGUGAUCCCGUGUCGGGCCGUUGUGUCUGUAAGGACAAUGUGGAGGGGGAACGUUGUGACCGCUGUAAAUAUGGCUUCUUCGGCCUCAGGCGAGAAGACCCCUCCGGCUGCCAGAUGUGUAGGUGUAACCUGCUGGGCAGCGUCCAGUCCCACCACGCGUGUAACCAGGACACAGGACAGUGUACGUGUGAUCGUCUGGCGACGGGGCCAACGUGUGACCAAUGUCUGCCGGGGUACUGGGGUCUGGGGAACACAGUGUACAGAUGUGCACCUUGUGACUGUGAUAUUGGAGGAGCACGCGGCACCAUGUGCUCUACAGAGGACGGCCAGUGCCACUGUUUGCCCAACAUGGUGGGCCGGAGAUGUACCGACCCUGCCCCGGGACAUUUUUUGCCCACCCUGGACUACUUCCUGUAUGAGGCCGAGUUCGCUCAUCCACUGGAGCAGAGUGGGAGUUCUUCUCUGUCACCCGUGCUGAAUCCUUCAGUUCUGCCAAAGUGUGAGCAGUACUUCAGGGAGCAGGGCUACGACUUCAAGUUCAGCAACGGACGCCUUGUCUUAGUCAGGAAGACGAAGAGACAGGCUCGAAGGAGAAGACAGGGAGAGUGGAGGACCAUUCCGCUGGACCCUGGCUCGGCGCUGCAGAUCGUGCCCCGUCAGAGGACGGCAGACACGCCAAUCACCUGGACUGGCCCAGGAUUCGUCAGGGUCCUGGAUGGGGCAGGGCUAAGGUUCACCGUUGACAACCUUCCCACCUCCAUGGAUUACCAGCUAGUCAUCCGCUAUGAGCCUGAGUCCCCUGAUGACUGGUUCGCCUCCAUCAGCAUCGUCCCCCUUUCAUCCGGUGACAGUGGCUGUACCAGUGACCCAACAGGAACCAGAACCAUGACCCUACCGGGGAACACCAGGGGUGCUGUUUUGGAUGCUCCAGUGUGCCUGAAUACAGGGGGACGGUACUUCGUGGACAUCACCUUUAGAAAACAGCCCAGCUCCGACUCCAAGUCCAGCUCACACCUCCUGGUUGACUCUAUGGGUCUUGUUCCCAGGUUAGAAUCAAUCCAGGACUUUUGUUCCCAGAGAGAUCUGAAUUUGUUCCGCCAGUUCCGCUGUGUGGGACUCACCGCUGAGCUGGGCCAGGGAGGAAGCAUGCCUGAGGUGUGUGAGGGCCUCAUAGGCAGCAUGUCUGCCAGGAUCAACAAUGGAGCUGUGCCGUGCAGGUGUAACGUCCAAGGCUCUCUGGGACCUUCCUGCAGCAAACUCGGGGGGCUGUGCGAGUGCAAGCCCAACGUGAUGGGCCGAUGCUGCGAUACCUGCGCUCCUCUUACGUUUGGCUUUGGACUGGAUGGGUGCAAACCGUGUGACUGUGACCCCCGCGGUUCAGUGUCAGAGCUCUGCGACCAGGUCAGGGGUCAGUGUCCGUGUCGUAGGGAGGUGGGGGGCCGCAGCUGUGACCGCUGCCAGCCAGGAUACUGGGGGUUCCCUCUGUGUCGGCCCUGUGAGUGCAACGGUCUGGCCGAGCUGUGCGAUCAGCAGACUGGAGCCUGUCUGAAUUGCAGAGAGCACUCCACUGGAGCGAACUGUGAGAGGUGUUUGGAGGGUUAUUUCGGCGAUCCUGUCUCCAGAGAGCCUUGUGGGCCCUGCCUCUGUCCAGACACCCAGAGCAGCGGACGAUUCUUCGCGAGUCUCUGCAGCAAGGACCAUGAAUCCAACAGUCCGACCUGCAUCUGCUUGAAUGGACACACAGGUCCUCAGUGUGACAGCUGCGCCCCUGGUUAUUACGGCAACCUGACGGUACCAGGAGCCCGCUGUGAGGAGUGUCCCUGUAGCAACAACAUCGACCCGGAUGACCGUGCAUCGUGCAACAGCGUGACGGGAGAGUGUCUACGCUGCCUCCACAACACACAAGGACCCAACUGCCAAACCUGCAAGCCAGGCCACUACGGAGAUGCCCUGGGUCAGGCCUGCAAAGAAUGCUCUUGUGACCGCCGAGGUACCGAGGUUGUUCAGUGUCCCCUGGGGAGUCCGUGUUUCUGUGAUCCCAGGACGGGGCAGUGCCCGUGCAGGACCGGCGCCGUGGGCGUACUCUGCAACAAGUGCGAUGAUGGAUACUGGAACAUCGGUGGGGCGUCAGGGUGCCAGCCUUGCAACUGUGAUCCCACCAACUCUCUCAACAAUAUAUGUGAUAAGGUGACUGGACAGUGCCGGUGUCGUCUGCAGUUUGGGGGAAGGCAGUGUGAUGAAUGUGGAGAAAACCACUUUGGAAAUCCUGACCUCCGGUGUAUCUCAUGUGACUGUAACAUGGAAGGGACUGAGCGGCCGGCGUGCAACACAGACACCGGCGAGUGCCUGUGUCGGCUGGGCGUGACGGGCAUCUUCUGCGACGAGUGUGCCCCGGGGUACGACUCGACCUUCCCCGCCUGCACGCCUUGCCACUCAUGCGCAACCCUCUGGGUUGAAAAUGUCACCGAUGUCCAGCACGCCGCCCAGAGGAUGCGUACUUUCAUCCCUCGCCAUGGUGACCAGUUGCAGCCUGGUUACAGUUACCGGUGGCAACGGAUGCUGGAGAUGCACUCCAAGCUGGAUUGGUUAGUCAACCUGACGGGGCAGUCGGUUCCAAAGGUGGAGAAGGUGGAGAAACUCUUUCAGAAGCUUGGGAAACUCAAAGACAGCAUCGACCCCAAUUUAAUCCUGAUUGACCCAUCCUCGCUGCUCAACACUGACAUCGACAACGUUCGCCGUGAUUUCAAGAACCUGUUGAACAAUCUGAAAAACAAACUUGUUGAUGAGCCGGUUGUUGAUCAGGAAGACAUAGAAGAACUGGCGGAUGAGAUUAAGAAGCUCCAUAAGGAGUUCAUGGCAGACGACAAAAGGGUGAGGAAGGCCAACAAGGCCCUGGAGGAUUCGAUGGACAUGCGUCAGGAGGUCAAAAAAAAGCUGGCGUGCUGCAGCAGCAAGGGAGACAUGGAUUCGCUGGAGAAGAAGGUCAAAGCGCUCACCGCGUUGAACCUCAAUGAAAAGAUCUGCGGGGCACCAGGCCACGAGGAAUGUUCCAAAUCAAAGUGUGGGGGGGGCCUUUGUCAAGACUUCCUGGGAAAGAGAAUAUGCGGCGGUCCCACCUGCAAAGGAAGCGUCCCCAUGAGCUUCAACGCCACAGAAACAGCAAACCAAGUGGAAGAUGACAUCAUCGACCUCCUGAGCAAACUACGGGACUCGGAGAACAAGAUCGGUGAUGCCAAACUGGUGGCCCUGGACACCAAAGACAUCACUGCAGAACUUCAGGACAAGCUCAAUGACAGCAAGGAGAAGUUUGAGAAAGAGAAGAAUGAAACAAAGGAGCUCAUCAGACGUGUCAAGGACUACCUGAUGGAUGAGAUGGUUCCACCGGAGGACAUCGAGAAGGUGGCCCGAUAUGUCUUGGCCAUCCAACUGCCGGGCUCCCCAGACGAGAUCCGCACUUUUAUCAAAAACAUUAAAGACCUGCUGUCCAACACCACCACCUUCAAUGAGGAUCUGGCCAAGCUCAAGGAGCAAGCCAAGGAGUUGCUGAAGAAAGCCACGGAUCUCAAGGAAAGGACCAAGGACAUUGAUGUGAGCAGCAUUUCCAAAGAUGUUUAUGAUGCAGAGAAAGCUCAAGACAAGGCCAAUGAUGACCUGGAGGACGCCAACAGAAACAAGGACAUGGCUAAGGAACAAAUCAAAAAUAUUACAGAGAAGCUAGACAAAAUUGACAAGAAUGUGGGCAGCAGUCGUCCUGAUGACAUGCUGGAUGAGAUCAAGGCCCUGAAGAACAAAACAGAGAUGAAUCGAGAUCAAGCCAAGCAGGCCAAGGAGACAGCAGAUGCAGCCUUAGAAGAUGCCACAGAUGCCCAAACUGAGCUUGAGGACGUCAAGAACCUGGUUGACCUUUUAAAGGAGAGAAACUCAAACCAGACCCUGCAGGAUGAGGCCAGAGAACAGCUUAAGAAUAUAAUCACGGAGGCGGAGAAAAUAAAGAAAGCUUUUGAGGACAAGCUGAAAGAAAUUGAAGACUUGGAGAAAAGGACCCAGGACUUGAUCCAGAACAAAGAGGACAAGGCCAGAAAGGUGGCUGAGCUGCUGCAGGCGGUGGAGGUCCUGCGGAAGGAGAUCGCCCAGCGUGCUGAGGACUACAUUAGCUGCACGCUGUAA
Molecule: messenger RNA, 5379 nt
Organism: Lampris incognitus (smalleye Pacific opah)
Lineage: Eukaryota; Metazoa; Chordata; Actinopteri; Lampriformes; Lampridae
Gene: lamb4
Product: laminin, beta 4
Exons: 35
Coding region: 1-5379 (1792 amino acids)
Biological process (GO): basement membrane assembly; cell migration; substrate adhesion-dependent cell spreading
Cellular component (GO): laminin trimer
Source: RefSeq, a predicted model, not a curated record